Messenger RNA from Paramecium tetraurelia, 3969 nucleotides. RefSeq lists its product as uncharacterized. Gene Ontology annotation, molecular function: protein binding. The record is from RefSeq and is a predicted model, not a curated record. Gene Ontology annotation, biological process: protein targeting to vacuole; endosomal vesicle fusion. The transcript is spliced from 8 exons. Lineage: Eukaryota; Ciliophora; Oligohymenophorea; Peniculida; Parameciidae. Gene Ontology annotation, cellular component: late endosome; HOPS complex.
AUGAAAAAUUUAGAAAAUUAAUACAAACAGGAAUAUCCUAAUUUAAUUUCAUGCUUUAAAAGAAACACAUAUCAACUACCCUUAAUAAAAGCAGAUUUACAAGACAAAAUAGAUGAAUAAUUUGAUUAAGUGCAAAUAGAAAAUGAAUACACAAUUGAUACAAAUCUGCAGAUUGAAUAAGCAGAAAUCUUUAAAUGCUUUAAUCCUGAAGCUCUUAAUGAAGCAUUGUUUUAAAAUGCCACAAUCUUAAGAAAAUUCGGCAGAAUAAGAUCCUUGAUAUCUCGAGGCUAGUAUUUGGCAGUAGGAAGUAAUUUGGGCGCAGUGCUUAAUUUUUAUAUUGGGGCUGAUCCUCCCAAUAAAUCGUAUACAGAAAUGAAAAGUCAAUUGCUUUAUGCUGCAGAAAUAUGUUAGACAGAACAUGGUAGUGUAAACUAAUUAAGUUUUAAUCUAUCUUAAUCACAACUCGCUGUUGGUUUUGACAACGGAGUCAUAGGAAUAUAUGAUUUGAUUAAUAUGAAACAUUUGAAAUGGGUUAAAGUACACCAGAUUAGAAUAGUUUCGUUGGGAUAUGUUAAUGAAAACACAUUUGUUUCAGGCGAUGAAUAAGGCAAUUGUUUCAUAACUAGAUGUGCUAAAGGAAGAAUAUUUUAUGAUUUGGACUCCCAAUUCAUUGUAAAGUCACAACCAAUGUCCAUUAUUAGGUCAAUUCCUGUCAAAUGCAAACCAUUAUUUAAUUUUCCUGAAUAUACUAUUGUUGCUUUAGGUAAUGGAUACAAAUGUUGGGUCUUAAGGAUUCAAGAUUCUAAUGUCACUCAAUUCACUAUAUUGGCAGAUUUCUAAAAUGAUGCCCCUGAAAAUAAUUAAUGCAUAUUAGAAUGGGAUAUUCUUAAACUUGAAGAUAAAGAUAGAUUAGUAUUAGGAAUUUCUUGGACCAAUUAAACGAAAUCUUUUAUAUUUUAAGGAUCCGAAUAUGUGGAAGGUAAAAUUAGAGCGAAUUUUAAGUUAUUGAAAGAAAUCAAGAUGCCUGCUAAUUUUAUAUAUAUGAAUUCUAUUUAUAAUGAUUUAGUGUUGUUAUUAACCGAAAAGGGGGCAGUGUAUACAAGCAACUUUACUAAUUAUAAGACUUAGAAAAUUAUGUAAAUGUAAUAGUUUGAGCCCUUGCCUCUUAUGUAUUGGAAAGAUAAUAAAUAUGAGAGUUAAUUUAAUGUAUGUAUAUCGAACAAUGAAAUCCUCUAAGAAAUCUAUAUUUUAACAAGUCAAAAUGUUACAGUAUUAAAAUACUAUAAAUUUGAAGAUAAGAUAAGACAUUUUAUGGAAAAUUAAUAAUUUUUAUUAUGUUUUUAGUUGAUAUUAUGCAUACACAAAAAGGUUUUUAUGGAAUUCGAUAGAUCGAAGCUACUAUUAUUUGUGUAAUAGAUCAUUGAUUUGUAUAGCAAACAGAUAGCCAAAUUGUAAAUUAGUGGCAAAACAGAAGAAGCAUAGAAAAGAGGAAUUUCUUUAGUUAAAUUCAUAAUUGAUAUCGGAGCUGAACAAUACUUAAAUUCUAUAUGUGAUUUGCUUUCAAAAACAUUGAAUGAUGAUUCAAAAUUCUUUUUGAGUAUUGUCGAAUCCUUUAUUAUUAAUAAAUAGUUCAAAUUCAUUCCAGAUGAAAUUUUAUUAAAGCUUAUUUCUUUGCUAAAAGGACAGAAAGCAAAGGUCUUCUUGCUCCUCAAUUAAUUAGAUCUAAAUAGAGUUAAUUACUCAAUUUAUUUAUAAGCUUGUUUGGAGAGCUAAUUAUUUUCUCCUAUGAUUUAUUUAUGUACUCAUUCAGCUAAGAAUGAAUUUUUAACUCCAUUAUUUUAGAUAUGGAACUAUAGCAUGAAGCAAUCAUAAUUAGAAAACUUUGAAGAAGAAAUCUUAAGUGUUAGGAAAGUGAUUUCAUUUAUAGAAUAUAUUCUCUAGGGGAAAUUAUAGGAUGGUUAAUAAAUACCUAUAGUUACUUUGAAAAGCACGAUUGAUAUGAUGAUUGUAUGGAUUUUUGAAGAAAAUAAUCUAAGGAGAAUGAUAUGGGUAGAUCCCUAUGGGGCAUUUUAUAUCUUGUAUUAAAUUAUGUCAACUACAAAAUUAUAUUAAAUUGAGUUAGAACAUUCCAAAAAUAUGAAUGUGAUUUAAAAAGUAAUGAAAAUGUUUAUGAAUCCCACAUACCGCUGGAAAUUUUAAUAAUAAGAAUUUGAAGUUCAAUAGUAGUUUAAUGAUAUAAGCGGAUACGAAAAUUACGAUGUUCAAACUGCCUAUUCAUUUUUUAUCAUUAAGUUAAUCUUUAUUUUAAAAUUUGAAGUGGAAUUUGAUAUAAUGAUGGAUAUACUGAUGUUUUGCACAUUUAAUAAGUCGUUCCUUUUCUAUAUUGAUUAUAGAUCAUAUGCGGAAGUGAUAGACAAAAAUGAAUUAGCUUAAUUAGAAUAACAUCAAAGUCAUUCAGAGAUUAUCGAGUAUUUUCAGUAAAGAUUGAUGCUUAAGUUGGUCGAUAUUUUAGUUAAUAAAAUCUAAACACCAAAACAUAAAGAGUAGAUAGAAAUUUUAAACGGAUUUACGGAUCUAAAGUAAAUACCUUUGAUUUAAGCAUAUCUCUACUAUUAUCUAGGGGAGUAUCAAACGCCUGUAUCUAUUUAUUUGAGAUCAAAUAAUAUUUUAGUAUAAAAGUAAGUAUUCAAAUAUUUGUAUGAUACUCUAAUUUUGAUGCAUGGCAAAGAAACAUAUGCAUAACUAAAUGGGAUUAUUGUAUCAAAAUUGCAAGAUCUGCUACAUUUAGAUAUCUAAAGGACUAGGGAAUUGAUCUGUUAAUUUUAAAAAGAUAAUGAACUCUUAGUUAUAGAGAAAUUAGGCCAGAAUAAAAAGUUAUAAUUAAAGUACAUUGAAACAGUAAUUAACAAGGAUAUGAAUUCAGAAUUUGGUUUGAGUAAUAUACUUUUGAUUAAGCAUAUUGAACUUUUGUGCGAGUUGGAACCAGAAAGAGUAUUAAUAUAAUUGUAGAAAAUUCAUUACCCUUUGGAAGAGGUCUUGGAAAUUUGUAAGAAAUUUUAGAACAUUGAAUCAUCUGCUUAUGUGUAUUGUAGAUUAGGAUUUAUUGGAGAUGCAGUAUAAUUGUAAAUUGUGAUUUUAAAAAAUUUGAUAUCUAAAGUAGUUGCUAAAUAGAGGAAUGUUGAUAAUGUUGAAUAACGUGAGUAUGAUGAAAUAGAAAAAAAAAUGAAUGAGAUUUCAGAAAUAUGUCAAUUCCAUUCAGACAACCCAGAAAAAAGUUGGUAUUAUUUUUUAGAUAAUCUAAUCGAGUUAAAUAAUUAGAUUGCAGAAGUUAAAUUGAAUAAAAUUUUGGUGAAAAAAAUUGGACAACUAUUUGAAGAUAUAUCAACUCAUACUCCUUUAGAUUUGUUUGAAUAACAAUUAGGUACUAAAUAUAGCAGCAUAAAUAUUAAGGAAUAUAAAGGGAACUUUAUUAAGAUGGUUAAUACUUUCUCUUAUCAACACUAUUUCAUUUAAAAUGCAAAAUUUAUGAUUCAACGCUUUUUUAAUUUGGAAUCACAGAACUUUUUGAGAUCUCAUCUCCAAGGAUAUUUUACUAUGAAUUAUUGUGAUAUUUGCAAUGAGUAAAUUGAGAAUAAAGGAUACAAGUAUUUGUGUGGCCAUUUUAUUCAUGUUGAAUGUAAAUAGAAAGAUCAUUAGAUAUGUUCAAAAUGUUUAUAAUCAGAAAGGUUCUUUUUGGAAUACACUAGUCAAAAGUAAAAGUUGAAAAUUAGUAGGAUGAAAAAUGAUGAAUAAAUUAAAUAAGCUGAUCCUAAACAUUUAAAUCCUUAAACAUAAAGAUAGAAAGAUGAGAAGUAAGAAACAAUAAUGAACAAUUCAGCUAAACUUUCUUUAUUUGAUAUAAAAAGGGAUUAGAAAUAUGAUUUGAGAAUGGAAUAAGAUAUUAAUAAAUUAAUGAGAGAGAAUAUUUGA